CCGCCUCACACAGCUGAAGCACUCUGCUCUGAAAGCUGGAAGACCAGGGGCUGAGAAUCAUGACAAGCAGAUUUUCUGCUUGUGUGCUGGCUUUACUGCACUUCUGUCGUUCCUCUGACUCCUAUGAAGCAUCGACGCUGCCUGAUAUUGGAGAUCCAAAGUUUAUUGAGGAAUGUGUGCAAACCCAUAACAGAUUCCGGUCUGGAGUGAAUCCACCAGCCAGCAACAUGCUCUACAUGAGUUGGGAUCCAGAUUUGGCAAAGACUGCCAAAGCUUGGGCAAAGAAAUGCCUGUUUAAACAUAAUACAUACCUCAGAGAUCCAGGGCAGGCUCACCCCACAUUUAGCCCUGUUGGAGAAAACCUCUGGACUGGCUCACUUUCUGUGUUUGCCGUGCAAAGAGCCAUCACCUCUUGGUACAACGAGGUCAGCGCCUAUGAUUACAGCUCCAAUAAAUGCAGAGGAACAUGUGGCCACUAUACCCAGGUCGUUUGGGCUACAAGCUACAAGGUUGGCUGUGCUGUCCACUUCUGUCCCAGGGUGCAGUACACCUCCAUAACCAAUGCAGCUCACUUCAUCUGCAACUAUGGGCCAGCUGGAAAUUACCCAGGGCGCCCAUACAAGAUGGGAGCAGCGUGCAGUGACUGUCACGGCGAGCAGUGUGCCAGCCAGCUGUGUCAAAAUGCAGAGCGUGACAAAGUCAUUAGUGAUUCCAGGUGGUAUCCAGACUGGGACAGACCUGCAUGUGACAAGUAUUGCAUCACCGUUAUUGCUUUAAGGCCGUUACUCCUUAUACUGACAAUACUGGCCAGCUGGCUCAUACCAAAAUACUGGUCUCUAAGCAUCCGCCAGUGAUCGAGACACAUGCAGAAGGCCACGAAGAGCACUUAGGUCCACUCUUCCCUUCCCUGCACAUACGUUACUGGCAGCUCAAAGAUCAGUAGAGACAUUGUUUGCAGCCACAGAUGAUUUAGAAGUACAGAAAUACUGUCUGUUGCAGGCAGCAACUAGGAGAGAUGAUAAGCAGCUUUCUCAUUACUCAGAACCAGUAACUGGUUUUAAACUACUCAUGUAUUUUCCAAAGGGGAGCAGUGUAAGCAAGAUCAACUGAGUAAGGGAGCACGCUGCCCAGGCAGCAUAGAGGUGCAGGCAGCUGCACACCAAACUUUGGGUGCCCAGCCCAGGAGCCUGGCCCCACCCCUGGCAGAGGCCCCAGGCAGAGCACGCACCUGCUCUCUCCUUGGACACUCCUCCAGCAAGAUGCAGAGGAGACAUUUUUAAUUUCAACACUUUUUCUAACAAUUUUUGGACCCCUAUGAGCCCCUAUGAGCUCUGACAUUUCCAUCCUUUGGUAGCCAGCACUGUGCACUGGGGCCACUGGUACUUCUCUUUGCUUAGAAUUUGGUUUUAAAUACACAUCAUCCAUGCCAAGACAUAGUUUCACCUGUGUUUACACAUGAUCACGUAUCACUGUAAUCUUUCCUCAUUGUUUUUUUUCCCUUUUUUUUUCUUUUUUUUUUUUUCCUUCUGAGCAUAGAGAUUUUGUCUGCUGUUUCAAACAAUAAAUCAUUAAUUCCUGG
This is a messenger RNA of Apus apus (common swift), 1579 nucleotides long. RefSeq names its product glioma pathogenesis-related protein 1-like. Bases 60 to 854 code for a protein of 264 amino acids. NCBI's taxonomy places the organism in Eukaryota, Metazoa, Chordata, Aves, Apodiformes, Apodidae. The transcript is spliced from 6 exons. Gene Ontology annotation, cellular component: extracellular region. The record is from RefSeq and is a predicted model, not a curated record.